UGCGUCAAAGCCACAGAGCAAAGUCCACUGCCAACAACAACAGCAGCAACAACAACAACAGCAACACAGAGCCUUGAGGAGGGGGCAACGCCCACAAUAACAACACACAGCAUGACAACGAAGCGAAAAGAGACAACAACGAUGGCGACAACGACAACGAUGACGAUGACGAUGACGAUGACGAUGACACUGAUGAUGAAGGCGCUGCUGGUAUUGUUGACAUGGUCUGUGGACACGGCCAGCUGCUCGCCCUCGUCGCUGUACACGAGCUAUCAAAACCAGAGAUUUGCAAUGGAGCCACAAGACCAGACUGCUGUGGUCGGUGCCCGUGUGACACUCCCCUGUCGCGUCAUCAACAAACAGGGCACUCUGCAAUGGACCAAGGAUGACUUUGGGCUCGGCACAUCCCGGGAUCUGAGUGGUUUCGAACGCUAUGCGAUGGUCGGCAGCGAUGAGGAAGGCGACUAUUCGUUGGACAUUUAUCCGGUGAUGCUCGACGAUGAUGCGAAAUAUCAAUGCCAGGUUAGUCCUGGCCCGGAAGGCCAACCGGCCAUACGCUCCACAUUCGCUGGGCUCACAGUUCUGGUGCCGCCAGAGGCACCGAAAAUCACACAGGGCGAUGUCAUAUAUGCCACCGAGGAUCGCAAGGUGGAGAUUGAGUGCGUUUCGAUUGGCGGCAAACCCGCAGCCGAGAUUACAUGGAUUGAUGGCCUAGGCAACGUUCUAACGGAUAACAUUGAGUACACAGUCAUACCGCUGCCCGAUCUGCGACGCUAUACGGCCAAAUCGCUGCUGCGGCUCACGCCCAAAAAGGAGCACCACAACACGAACUUUACGUGCCAGGCACAGAACACGGCCGACCGCACCUAUCGCUCUGCCAAAAUACGUGUCGAGGUUAAAUAUGCGCCCAAAGUCAAGGUGAAUGUCAUUGGGACAACGGCAAGCGGAAGCGGUCAUGGCAAUGCCAAUGGCAAUGGCGUUGGCAAUGGGAAUGGGAAUGGGAAUGGGAAUGGACUCACUCACCCGUUGGGAACUGGCGUCGUUCAGCGUAUUGUGGAGCAUGCACAGGUGCGACUUGAGUGCCGGGCCGAUGCCAAUCCGAGCGAUGUUCGUUAUCGUUGGUACAUCAACGACGAGCCAAUUAUAAACGGUCAAAAAACUGAGAUGGUCAUACGCAAUGUAACGCGCAAAUUCCAUGAUGCAAUUGUCAAAUGCGAAGUGCAGAAUUCAGUGGGCAAGAGCGAGGAUAGCGAAACACUGGACAUUAGCUAUGCGCCCAGUUUCAAGCAGCGUCCGCAAUCCAUGGAGGCCGAUGUGGGCAGCGUUGUCUCCUUGAACUGUGAGGUGGACAGCAAUCCCCAGCCGGAGAUUGUGUGGAUACAACAUCCCAGCGAUCGAGUGGUCGGCACCAGCUCCAAUCUGACCUUCAGCGUGAGCAACGAGACAGCCGGACGUUAUUACUGCAAGGCCAAUGUGCCCGGCUAUGCCGAGAUCUCAGCGGAUGCCUAUGUCUACCUCAAGGGUUCACCGAGCAUCAGUUCACAGCGUACACAAUACGGUUUGAUUGGGGAUACGGCGCGUAUCGAUUGCAUUGCCAGCAGUGUGCCGCGUGCCCGCCAUGUCUCGUGGACGUUCAAUGGCCAGGAGAUUAGCUCGGAGUCGGGACAUGACUAUUCGAUACUGGUGGAUGCGGUGCCGGGCGGUGUGAAGAGCACCCUGAUCAUACGCGACAGUCAGGCGUAUCACUAUGGCAAAUACAAUUGCACCGUGGUCAAUGACUAUGGCAACGAUGUGGCCGAGAUACAACUGCAGGCAAAGAAGAGCGUUUCGCUGUUGAUGACCAUUGUGGGCGGUAUUUCGGCGGUGGCCAUUCUCAUGGUGUUGACCAUCAUCAUACUGAUCUAUUUCAAGUGCAAGAAACGCACCAAGCUGCCGCCAGCCGAUGUCAUUAGCGAGCAUCAGAUCACCAAGAACGGCGGCGUCAGUUGCAAACUCGAGGCGGGCGAUCGCACCUCCAACUACAGUGAUCUCAAGGUGGACAUCUCGGGGGGUUAUGUGCCCUAUGGCGACUACAGUACACACUACAGUCCACCGCCACAGUACUUGACCUCUUGCUCGACCAAAUCCAAUGGCAGCUCCACCAUACUGCAGAACAAUCAUCAGAAUCAGCUGCAAUUGCAACAGCAGCAACAACAUCACCAGCAACAGCAGCAGCAGCAGCAACAACAGCAGCAGCAGCAACAACAGUCGACAGUGCAGAGUGUGCCGAUGACUUUUCUGACCAACAGCAGCGGAGGAAGUUUGACCGGCAGCAUUAUCGGGGCAAGGGAGAUACGACAGGAGAACGGACUGCCCAGUCUGCAGUCGACAACGGCAUCGGUGGUGAGUUCGUCGCCAAAUGGCAGCUGCAGCAAUCAGAGCACGGCAACAACCACCCAUGUGGUUGUGCCCAGCUCGAUGGCCUUGAGUGUGGAUCCGCGUUACAGCGCCAUCUAUGGCAAUCCUUACUUGCGCACAUCGAACUCAUCGCUGCUGCCACCGCCAACGGCGGUUUAAGUGGAGGUGAGAUGGUAUGACGUUUGUUAGGUCGUCGCUGCAGACGCAACUGCAACUGCAACUGCAACUUCCCUUAAAAAGCCAAACUCUCCAGCCAGCACACUCGUAAGACUGAUCUCAAAGGCAACAACAACAACAACAAACAAAAAUAAGAGAAAAUACAACUAAAUAAAUAAAGCAUAUUCAAGUGGGCGCCACAGCCACAGUCGUUGGGCGCCAAAAGUACCGUUGCAUGGUGAGGCGAGCAAGAAGGAAGAGGAAGAGCAGGCGGUAAGUGCUGAGGCAAGGCAAAACCUAGCAAACGAUGAUUUUUUUAGCAACCAAAAAUUCGCAUUAGCUUAGAACGGAGAAGUGAAAACCGAAAAGUGGAAGUGGAAGAGGAAGAGGAAGAGGAAAAGGAAUAGGAAGAAGAAGAAGAGAGCUCAUGCCAGGUCUGAUUAGGCAGCACAUACACGUUAACUAGGCUAACCACUAAUUGUAGUACAGAUAGCUACACUGACUACACACAUACAUUACAUACAUACAUACAUAUACUUAGUAUUUCACAUUAUAAUAUUACGUAUUUUAAUUGGAUUUUUUUUUUUUUUUUUUUUUUUGUGGUGUUUCAUCGUCAGUUGCGCAAGUUGCUGCGACUGCUUUAGCUUUAGCGUGACAAAUUCAAUUUUUUUCGCUAGCACGUAAGGUUAAUAGACUAUUAAGCUAGGAUGUUGCGCAUUUACAAGUCCUUAGAAACUUGCUGCAUGUUAAGAAAACAAAAGAAAACAACAAAACAAAAACAAAAAAAGAAAAGCCUUACAAAGAUUAUUUAUUACGAAAACCGACAUAAAAAAAUACAAACACCAAUUGAUAGACAAGUUAAUUACAAUUAAAUAAAAAUAUACAAUGGAAAAAAAGAAAAUGAAACUUUUGCGUAGCCUGAUUGUUCGCUUUGUGCACACAAAAAUACAUUAUCAACUUAACUUUCAACUGUUGAGAGCAUAUCUUAAAGCGUUUACAACUAGAUUAAACAUAUCUCUCCCCCUAAACAAAAUGAAACAGAUUAUCAUCUAACUCUAGCUCCCUCUCUCUCACAAUGAAGCAGCAAAAGGUGCGCAAAAAGCAAAAAAUACAAAAAAAAAAAAUUAUUUAUAGAUUUAAAAAUAUUGAAAAAAAUCAAGAUAUUUAUUAAAUGUGCUUGCAAAAAAAAAAAAACAAAACGUAUGUGCAUAUUGUAUGUGCAUUGCUUAAGAAAAUUAUGCCAAAGUACCUGAUAGUAUUUAAGCCGAAGAAUGUUCUUCUUCAAUACAUAUAUAUAAUUUUUUUCAUCAUCGUCGUAGCUUAAGUGGUUUUUUUUUGUUCUCUAGAGUGUAGACAAAAUGGAAGCGUAUUUCAAUACUCGAUUGUCGUAGCUAAAAAAUACUUAAAACUCCUUUUUAACAGUCGCCUUAACUUAUGACACGCCCACAUUUAAAGCUCAGCAAAACAAAGAGAAAAAUGAAAAAGUUUACAUCGAAAUUAUCGAUUGAGAAUGCAUUAAAUAAAUACAACAACUCAUAAGUUCAAUUGUGCUAAGUGUACUUCUAAGUGUAUAACGAUAAUUAAUAUACAUUUAUCCUAGCUGUAGUACGCCAUUAACAUACAUAGAGUAUAUAGUCUAUAGUUAUAUAUACAUAUUAUAUAUAUAUACAAUUAGAAUAGUAAUUUUUUUUUGUCGUCUAACUGAUAAUAUAGAAUCCCUUCGUCGUUAGCUAUAUAUAUUUUGAUAUAUGAAUCAAGCGCAUUUCAUAACAAAAACAGAAAAAAAAAAAGAAAAAAACGGAAGAAAAAAAAAACACAUCACUUCAUUUUAAUGUUUAUUGUUUCAAUUUUCAUUGUGCAUUUUUGUCUGUGCGCCUAUUUAGCAAUUAAGCGACGUGAAUUGCAUUAAAAUUGCUACAUUUUUAGCUGUCGAUAUUUUUUGUCAGUAAUUAAGCGAAAUGAACAAAUGUUUUAUGUAUACAAAAAAAAAAACGAAAACAAAAAGAAACAA
Drosophila sulfurigaster albostrigata is the source of this 4564-nucleotide messenger RNA. RefSeq names its product irregular chiasm C-roughest protein (gene rst). Gene Ontology annotation, cellular component: cell-cell junction. Lineage: Eukaryota; Metazoa; Arthropoda; Insecta; Diptera; Drosophilidae. The coding region runs from base 112 to 2556 and encodes 814 amino acids. Gene Ontology annotation, molecular function: cell adhesion molecule binding. Gene Ontology annotation, biological process: cell-cell adhesion. The transcript is spliced from 7 exons. The record is from RefSeq and is a predicted model, not a curated record.